CAGCCCUCCUAUCGGUGUAGAUCUUAGGGUAACGAGUGCUCUCUGUGCCCGUUGAUUAAAACCCAAAUACAUUCAGUCAGAAGGCUGGGUACUGGAAAGGAAGACCGUAUAAGGGGGGGCCUGGAGUGGCUGAGAGAAGAGGAUAAACACCCCUCACUUAUGGCUGUUUAGUGCAAUUAUCCAUAACACAGGGAUUGUGGAAGGGACGUUAUUUAAAAUCACUUGAAGUCGCCCAAGUUGUGUUCGCUUUUGUGGGCGCAGACCAUGGAGAUACAAAAGCGGUCCACAAGGUGGAAAACGAAAAGGUGGAUUAUGGAUUCCACUGUAACCACAUUCAUCACUUUAACCCUGGUUGUGCAGGCUACCUAUGUCAGAGCAGCUGAACCAGUGGAUGUGCUGAAAGUAUUAGACUUUCACAAUUCCCCCGAAAGAGUUAGGAAAACAUCAGGAUUUUGCACAUACCGAAGAGCAUCUGAGCCGGACACAGCCUACAGAGUUGGAAAGCAAGCCCAGAUCAGUGCCCCCACCAAGCAGCUUUUCCCAGGGGGUGUGUUCCCUGAAGACUUCUCCGUCCUGACCACCCUCAGGCCCAAGGCCGGCCUCCAGUCCUUCCUGCUGUCUGUUUACAGUGAGCAGGGCGUGCAGCAGCUGGGGGUGGAGGUGGGACGCUCACCCGUCUUCCUGUAUGAGGACCAGAGCGGCAAGCCCGCCCCUGAGGACUACCCCCUGUUCCGCUCUCUCAACCUGGCCGACGGAAAGUGGCAUCGUGUGGCCAUCAGUGUGGAGAAGAAGACGGUCACCAUCAUCGUGGACUGUAAACAGAAGAUCACCAAACCCCUCCUCAGGAGUGACCGUGCCUCCAUCAACACCAACGGCAUCACCGUGUUCGGAACCAGGAUCCUUGACGAGAACGUCUUCCAGGGUGACAUCCAGCAGCUGCUGAUUGUGGCCGAUCCUAAUUCAGCUUAUGACUACUGUGAACACUACAGCCCCGACUGUGAAACUCCCCACGGCCGCUCCUUACAGGCCCAGCAGCCUGAAGACCAGUACACUACUACUGAUGCCUUAGAUUACAGUCAGUUUUAUGAUUACUCUGAAGUAGAAGGAGAGACAGAGACUGUUCCAACAGACGACUAUGAGGCCGGUAGUGACCCACAGGCAGAGGAGGAGGAGAUGGUUGCCGGUGACUACGUGGUCACUGGAGCUGCCCCACUGGGUCAGGACACCCCCGCCGCCCCCCAGGCUGGCCUGGACAGUGUGGACCCUGGAGUGGACGAGUAUGACUUUAAGGAGUAUGACCUAGGAGGCGAGUUGGACAAUAAGCAGUAUGAGUACGGGGUGUAUGAUGAGAAUGGCAAUGAGCUACCCAACCCCACUGUUACCGUGGGUGAAGAGGUGGGGCUGGGGGUUCCCGCGGAAACGGAGGAACUCACCCAGACUGCCGUGGCUGGUGGUGGGGAGAAAGGCGAGAAGGGAGAACCCGCUGUGAUUGAACCUGGCAUGCUGAUUGAAGGCCCUCCUGGACCUGCAGGCCCAGCUGGUCUCCCAGGCCCCUCGGGGCUACAUGGACCCCAUGGUGUUGCUGGAGAUCCGGGUGACAGGGGUGCCGCAGGGCGGGCUGGUCUUGCAGGAGCCGACGGUUUGCCAGGUUCUCCUGGUACCAUGUUGAUGCUGCCAUUCCGUUUCGGAGGGGAUGGAGAGAAGGGUCCUGUGGUGUCUGCUCAAGAGGCCCAGGCACAGGCUAUUCUCUCCCAGGCCAGACUCGCCAUGAGAGGUCCCUCAGGUCCAAUGGGUCUCACAGGAAGAUCUGGUCCCGUGGGUGUUCCUGGUUCUUCUGGUCUUAAAGGUGAUGCCGGAGACCCUGGUCCUCAGGGCUCCAGGGGAGUCCAAGGGUCUGCAGGACAAAUAGGCAAAUCUGGCAAGAGGGGUCGUGGUGGAGCCGGGGGCGCCCGAGGAAUGCCUGGAGAGUCAGGGUCUAAGGGAGACGGAGGCUUCGAUGGCCUACCCGGCCUACCUGGUAACAAGGGUCACAGGGGGGAGACAGGAUCAAUUGGACCUCCUGGAGCCCCUGGAGAGGACGGACAAAGAGGCGAGGAUGGAGAAAUCGGGCCAAGGGGAUUGGCGGGAGAGAGCGGUCCUAGAGGUCUGCUUGGGCCAAACGGUCCACCUGGGCCCACUGGACAGCCUGGUGUAGCUGGAGUGGACGGUCCUCACGGUCCCAAAGGAAACAUGGGACCUCAAGGAGAGCCGGGACCACCGGGUCAGCAGGGGAUCCCAGGGACACAAGGACUUCCUGGUCCUCAAGGUCCAAUCGGACCACCCGGUGAAAGAGGGCCUCACGGCAGAUCGGGGUUGGCCGGAUUACCUGGAUCAGAUGGGCCUCCUGGCCAUCCUGGUAAAGAAGGUCCAACUGGUGAGAAGGGAGCUUACGGCCAGGCAGGUUCCCCAGGUCUUAUUGGUUAUCCCGGUCAUCGUGGUGUCAAGGGUGCUGAUGGCGUUCGUGGGCUGAAGGGUGGAAAGGGAGAGAAGGGUGAGGACGGUUUCCCUGGUUUCAAGGGAGACAUGGGUCUCAAAGGUGACAGGGGUGAGCUUGGUAUGCUUGGGCCCCGUGGUGAGGAAGGACCUGAGGGUCCUAAGGGAAGAGCAGGACCCAACGGAGAGUCUGGCUCCAUGGGGGGUGCUGGAGAGAAGGGAAAACUGGGUGUUCCAGGGUUACCCGGCUACCCAGGAAGACAAGGACCAAAGGGUUCCAGCGGCUUCCCAGGCUUCCCAGGGUCCAACGGAGAGAAAGGAGCCAGGGGCGUUGCGGGCAAAACCGGUCCAAGGGGACAAAGAGGUCCAACAGGGCCACGAGGUGGUCGGGGUGCUAGAGGUUCAACAGGCAAGCCAGGACCUAAGGGCACCGCGGGCAACGAUGGCCCACCUGGCCCGCCUGGUGAGAGAGGACCUCAAGGACCACAGGGCCCCGUCGGGUUCUCAGGACCAAAGGGCCCCCCUGGACCACCUGGGAAAGACGGGUUGCCCGGACACCCUGGGCAGCGAGGAGAGACGGGAUUCCAAGGAAAGACAGGUCCACCCGGCCCAGGAGGAGUUGUUGGUCCUCAGGGCCCCACAGGAGAGACCGGUCCAAUCGGUGACAGAGGUCACCCUGGAUCCCCAGGACCACCCGGAGAGCAGGGUCUUCCUGGCUCUGCUGGCAAAGAGGGAGCCAAGGGAGACCCCGGUCCCCAGGGAGCCUCCGGUAAGGACGGUCCCGCUGGUCUACGAGGAUUCCCAGGAGAGAGAGGUCUGCCCGGCGCGUCGGGUCCAGCUGGUUUGAAGGGAGGAGAAGGACCUCAGGGUCCAUCAGGCCCCGUGGGCUCCCCUGGUGAGAGAGGUGGUGCUGGACCUGCUGGCCCAAUCGGUCUGUCUGGUAGAACUGGCUCUCAGGGGCCCCCAGGGCCUGCUGGAGAGAAGGGAGGGCCUGGCGAGAAAGGUCCCCAGGGACCAUCUGGCCGUGACGGAGUCCAAGGCCAAGUGGGUCUGCCUGGCCCUGCCGGACCUCAGGGUCCACCCGGAGAGGACGGAGACAAGGGAGAGGUUGGAGAGCCAGGUCAGAAGGGAAGCAAAGCAGACAAGGGUGAACAGGGUCCUCCCGGGCCAGCUGGUCUCCAGGGACCCAUUGGUGCUCCUGGACCUGCAGGAGGUGAUGGAGAGCCCGGUCCCAGGGGUCAGCAGGGGAUGUUCGGACAGAAGGGAGACGAAGGAUCCAGAGGUUUCCCCGGGCCCCCUGGCCCCAUCGGUCUGCAGGGUCUUCCUGGACCUCCAGGCGAGAAGGGGGAGAAUGGCGACGUCGGUCCGAUGGGUCCUCCCGGCCCCCCUGGUCCCAGAGGUACCCAAGGUCCUAGUGGAGCUGAUGGUGCACAAGGUCCUCCUGGUGGUGUGGGUGCUAUGGGAGGCGUGGGUGAGAAGGGUGAAAACGGUGAAGCUGGCAACCCUGGAACCCCUGGAGAGCCUGGAACUGGAGGACCUGAAGGCGAGAGAGGAGACAAAGGAGAGGCAGGACCCCCUGGAGACGACGGACCCGCAGGCGCCAAAGGACCCCCUGGAGACGAUGGACCCAAGGGAAAUCCUGGGCCGGUUGGUUUCCCUGGAGACCCUGGUCCACCUGGUGAAGCCGGUGUUGCUGGAACUGAUGGCUCUGCAGGAGAAAAAGGAGAGGAUGGUGAAUCUGGUCAACCUGGUCCCCCUGGUCCAUCUGGUGAAUCUGGUCCCCCUGGUCCCCCCGGCAAGAGAGGCCCCCCAGGAUCUGCCGGUACAGAGGGUAGACAAGGAGAGAAGGGCACCAAGGGUGAGUCUGGAGCCGAGGGACCCCCAGGUAAAGCUGGCCCCGUCGGCCCACAGGGGCCCUCGGGAAAGACAGGUCCAGAAGGUCUGCGUGGAAUCCCCGGCCCCGUUGGUGAACAAGGACUUCCUGGUUCUUCUGGACAAGACGGCCCACCUGGACCUAUGGGACCCCCUGGUCUCCCAGGUCUGAAGGGUGACCCCGGCACCAAGGGUGAAAAGGGUCAUCCAGGUCUGAUCGGUCUGAUUGGACCCCCUGGCGAGCAGGGAGAGAAGGGAGAUGGAGGCCUGCCUGGACCCCAGGGUUCUCACGGAGGCAAGGGCGACGGUGGUAUCAGUGGAGCUUCAGGUCCUCUCGGUCCCCCUGGCCCUCCUGGUCUGCCUGGCCCUGGAGGUCCUAAGGGAGCUAAGGGUUCAUCGGGUCCUGCUGGUCAGAAGGGAGACACCGGUACGAUUGGUUCACCUGGUCCUCCUGGUCCCCCUGGUGAGGUGAUCCAGCCACUGCCCAUCCAGUCGCCCAAGAUGAACCACAGACAUGCAGACAUGCAGGCGGACGCAGCGGCUACCAUGAUGGACUACGGAGAGGGCAUGGAGGACAUCUUUGGCUCGCUCAACAACCUCAAACAGGACAUGGAGAGGAUGAAGUACCCCAUGGGCACACAGAACAACCCAGCCAGGACCUGCAAAGACCUGCAGCUCGCCCACCCAGAGUUCACCAACGGCGAGUACUGGAUAGAUCCUAACCAGGGAUGUUCAGGGGACUCGUUCUCUGUCCACUGUAACUUCACGGCUGGAGGAGAGACCUGCAUCUUCCCAGAUAACAAGUUCAGAGGAGUCAGAAUAUCUUCAUGGCCCAAAGAACUUCCAGGGUCGUGGUUCAGUGAAUUUGAGCAUGGUAAAAUAUUUUCAUACGUUGACGCAGCCGGUAACACAAUAAGUGAAGUUCAGAUGACCUUCCUGAAACUACUGACUGCAUCGGCCAGGCAGAACUUCACCUAUAGCUGCCACCAGUCUGUGGUGUGGCACGAUGAGACCGCAGACAGUUACGACAAGGCGCUGCGAUUCCUAGGAUCUAACGAUGAGGAGAUGUCCUACGACAGCAACCCUUACGUCAGGGCCCUCACAGACGGAUGUGCGACGAGGAAGGGCUACGGAAAGACUGUGAUGGAGAUUAAUACUCCCAAGAUCGAUCAGGUUCCCAUCAUUGAUGUCAUGUUGAAUGACUUUGGAGAUGCCAGCCAGAAGUUUGGAUUUGAAGUGGGUCCAGUCUGCUUCCUUGGCUAACCGCUUCCUUGGCUAACCGCUUCCCUGGCUAACAUAAAAAACAGUUGGCGGGGUCAGCAAAAAAGUCAAGACAUUUUGGAUACCAACAACCCCAACCAAGCCCCCCAGCCCAGCAACCAAACUCCUCAACCCAGCCCCCCACCCUUUCCCAUACCACCUAACCCCAGUACCCAGCCCCCUCACCUGUUUCCAUACCACCUAACCCCGGUACCCAGCCCCUCACCUGUUUCCAUACCACCUAACCCCAGUACCCAGCCCCCUCACCUGUUUCCAUACCACCUAACCCCGGUACCCAGCCCCUCACCUGUUUCUAUACCACCUAACCCCGGUACCCAGCCCCUCACCUGUUUCCAUACCACCUAACCCCGGUACCCAGCCCCCUCACCUGUUUCCAUACCACCUAACCCCGGUACCCAGCCCCCUCACCUGUUUCCAUACCACCUAACCCCGGUACCCAGCCCCCUCACCUGUUUCUAUACCACCUAACCCCGGUACCCAGCCCCUCACCUGUUUCUAUACCACCUAACCCGGGUACCCAGCCCCCUCACCUGUUUCCAUACCACCUAACCCCGGUACCCAGCCCCUCACCUGUUUCUAUACCACCUAACCCGGGUACCCAGCCCCCUCACCUGUUUCCAUACCAUCUAACCCUGGUACCCAGCCCCCUCACCUGUUUCCAUACCACCUAACCCCAGUCCCCAGCCCCCUCACCUGUUUCCAUACCAUCUAACCCCGGUACCCAGCCCCCUCACCUGUUUCCAUACCAUCUCACCCCGGUACCCAGUCCCCUCACCUGUUUCCAUACCAUCUAACCCCGGUACCCAGCCCCCUCACCUGUUUCCAUACCACCUAACCCGGGUACCCAGCUCCCUCACCUGUUUCCAUACCAUCUAACCCCGGUACCCAGCCCCCUCACCUGUUUCCAUACCACCUAACCCCGGUACCCAGCCCCCUCACCUGUUUCUAUACCACCUAGCCCGGGUACCCAGCCCCCUCACCUGUUUCCAUACCAUCUAACCCCGGUACCCAGCUCCCUCACCUGUUUCCAUACCACCUAACCCCGGUACCCAGCCCCCUCACCUGUUUCCAUACCACCUAACCCCGGUACCCAGCCCCCUCACCUGUUUCUAUACCACCUAACCCCGGUACCCAGCCCCUCACCUGUUUCUAUACCACCUAACCCGGGUACCCAGCCCCCUCACCUGUUUCCAUACCACCUAACCCCGGUACCCAGCCCCUCACCUGUUUCUAUACCACCUAACCCGGGUACCCAGCCCCCUCACCUGUUUCCAUACCAUCUAACCCUGGUACCCAGCCCCCUCACCUGUUUCCAUACCACCUAACCCCAGUCCCCAGCCCCCUCACCUGUUUCCAUACCAUCUAACCCCGGUACCCAGCCCCCUCACCUGUUUCCAUACCAUCUCACCCCGGUACCCAGUCCCCUCACCUGUUUCCAUACCAUCUAACCCCGGUACCCAGCCCCCUCACCUGUUUCCAUACCACCUAACCCGGGUACCCAGCUCCCUCACCUGUUUCCAUACCAUCUAACCCCGGUACCCAGCCCCCUCACCUGUUUCCAUACCACCUAACCCCGGUACCCAGCCCCCUCACCUGUUUCUAUACCACCUAGCCCGGGUACCCAGCCCCCUCACCUGUUUCCAUACCAUCUAACCCCGGUACCCAGCUCCCUCACCUGUUUCCAUACCAUCUAACCCGGGUACCCAGCCCCCUCACCUGUUUCCAUACCAUCUAACCCGGGUACCCAGCCCCUCACCUGUUUCCAUACCACCUAACCCGGGUACCCAGCCCCUCACCUGUUUCCCUACCACCUAACCCGGGUACCCAGCCCCCUCACCUGUUUCCAUACCAUCUAACCCCGGUACCCAGCCCCCUCACCUGUUUCCAUACCACAUGCAAGUUUUGAAUCAGAAAAUUAUGUAGCGAACAGGUUCUUGCCGUGUAUAUAUGUUUUACCAGGACAAGACUUCUUGCCCUUUUAGGGCUAGAAUCACAUGACUUAAACCUGUUGUGGCGCAAAGACGAAGGACAUUUGAAGGUGUUGCAGAGGAAGGUGAACAGGAGAAAAACGAGGGAGAUCGAGCGGCGAGAGAGAAGGAGAGAGACCUCUUUUCUGGAUUCUACAGGUGCUGUACAAAAUUAAAUACCACAAUGGUGUUUGUUCAAAACACACAAAAAUUAAGAGGUGCUAAAAAAGGUGCGUUUUGAUAAUGAAUAAACUUUAAAAAAAAAGAAAAAAAAUUACAAUACUGUUAUUUCUGAAUCCACUUUAAUUUAAAAAUCUGCGUGUGUAUCAGAAUUGCAUCUGGUACAAGAAAAUAUAUAUACACAGUACCAGUCAAAAGUUUAGACACACUGAC
Messenger RNA from Salvelinus fontinalis (brook trout), 7985 nucleotides. Its product is annotated as collagen alpha-1(XI) chain-like. Gene Ontology annotation, molecular function: extracellular matrix structural constituent. The record is from RefSeq and is a predicted model, not a curated record. Lineage: Eukaryota; Metazoa; Chordata; Actinopteri; Salmoniformes; Salmonidae.